Mesorhabditis spiculigera is the source of this 1683-nucleotide messenger RNA. NCBI's taxonomy places the organism in Eukaryota, Metazoa, Nematoda, Chromadorea, Rhabditida, Rhabditidae. The record is from the annotation of a GenBank genome assembly.
AUGCCGGACGAGGCGAGCUGCUCCAACAUACCGGACAUGUUGAACUUGUUCAACCUGCCGCCCGUCGAGGCUGAGGAGGACGGGGAGGACCACGAUGAGGCGCCGAAGAGAAGAAGCCAUCCACGAGCUGCCAAGCGCGGCGCCGAUUCGUCACCCGAGAAAGAUAGCCCGAAGAAACCGACGAAGCACAGAACUGAAGAGAAAUCACCGUCGUCAAAAUCGACAAAUCGGGCCGGUUCGCAGGAGGGUGUUGACGAUGAUGAGGCAAUCACCGGCGGUCACCUGGAUUGGGGCCAAAUUUUCGAGACGGGCACAACGGAGGAGCGCACGGCGCGCCAAGCACGUCUCUCCGACGCGGGCAGGUCGCCGCGAGAGAGCGGUCCGCGGCAGUUUCGCCCGGACAAAUGCAAGGUCUGCCAAUUCCAAUACAAGGGCUCCGCGGCGAAUAUCUGGAAUGGACUGUCUCAGCACGUGUGGACGCAUAUGGACGAGAAACGAUAUGUAUGCACUAAAGGCUGCGGCUUCCAGUCGGGAAAACCGACGAAUCAUACCUGCUCGGCGUUGACAGCCGCCGAGAAGAAGAAGCAUGGCCCGUACGGGGAUUACAAGGAUGUUUUAAGCCGAAAGCUGUUCGGGAAAUACCUGUCCCAGCUCGACAUUUGCUUCCCGAGGAGUGCCACCCAGCUGCACGCCUUUGUGCAACGGCAACUGCAAAGCUUCAAGUUCAAGGAGGAAUCACCGAACAAGCCGGAGGCUCAUCCGAAGAAGCCGAGUAAGAAAGACGGACAAAGCAAAACAUGUCAGGUGUGUCACAAAGUGCUGACAAGCCGAAUGGCCGCCUACCAACUCAUCCACCACGCCCUCAACCACAUGAAGGUCAAGCCGUGGAGCUGUCCAGAUUGCGAUGUCACGUCGCGUACGAAAUGGCCGAUAACGACGCACAUUCAACGCGAGCACAAGGGCGUCGGCGAGCCGGUGGAUAGCAGAACCGACGACUACUUCCGUGAAGCGGAAGAGCUUGCGAUAAAAUGCUUCCCCCAUCACGUGCUGGCCAUCCAAGCAUCGAUGGCCGCCCAACGAACGUCGAAUGACGAUGAAAAGGAGGAGGAGGAUGAAGGGAGAAAUGGAAGUGAUGAAGAGGAGGAGGAGGUCGAGGAGCAGGAGGACGAGGUGCAGGAGAAGAAGAAGCCGGAAAAGAAGAAAGAGGAUGAGGUAGAUGCGGCGACAUCAGCGGCAAUUUUGGAAGCGAUGUACGGCGGCCCGGACUCUCCACCCCCACGACGCCAACUUCGAGCCCGUAAACCGGCUGCCCCACCGCCACCGCCAAUUGAAGAACCAAAAGGAAGACGCGCGAGCGGACGUGUCAAGGAUCAGCAUGCGAAGUCCGUGAAUCGGAAAGCCCUGACGGCGGAAUACAACGAGUUGCGCCAGCUGCUCCGCGAAAAAGACAUGCAGUUGGCCAGUAUGCGACAGAGAUUGGAAAAUGAAGAAUUGGCGCAGGUGGAUUUGCUCAACGGAAACGUCGAGCUUGAGGACCAGAUCAAGAAGCUUGACGUCAAGCAGGAAGAUCUCUACCAGCUUCUGGGCAACAAGAGCUCCGAAAUUAUGGGACUCGAGAUGCAGACGGAAAACCUACGAACGGCCCUCGAAAAGGUGGCCCCGGAGAUUGCGGCAAGGAUGGGA